AUGCCCGAGAAACCAGCCACGAUAGCAGCCUACGCUGCUGGGGCGUCUCUAGCUGCCAUCACCCUCUUCUACGUGUUCGGACCCAAUUUCACGAUUGACGGCGAAGACUCCAACAUUAGCGGGCGCAAGAAGGGCAUCGUUGGCCUGUCCAACCCGGCCAAUGACUGCUUUAUCAACUCUGUUCUACAGGCCCUGGCCGGCCUAGGCGAGUUGCGAGUAUACCUCAUCCGCGAGCUGCAUAAGCGAGACCUCGAAGGCGCUGAUGUGUACGAUGCAUUGCCGCCGGCGGAAGAGCUCAGGGCCGGCGAGAAUGCAGAGAAGGUGCAGAAGUUGCAGCUUGCGCCAGUUACGAGGGCGCUGAAGGAUAUGCUUGACGGGCUGAAUGAGCGGCCGAUAUACAAGAAGACGAUAUCUGCGAGGGCCUUUGUGAUUGCUCUGGAACUUGCUUUCCGCACGAGGAUCAGUAGGAACCAGCAGGAUGCGCAGGAGUUUUUGCAGGUCGUGGUUGAGCGGCUGUGUGAUGAGUAUCAUGCUGGUGAGAGGUCGAGGAAGCGAGCGUUACAGAACAAGCUUGCGGCCGCUGCUUCGACGCCCUUAUCCCCGGUCAACGGAAUUGGAGAGCCAUCGAAGGAAGAGGUCGAUGGCGAAGUUGCGAGUGCUGCCGUGUCCAUGCCCAUGCCCAUGAUAGAGCUCGCCCAUGCCGAAUCCGAUACCGAUGCCGAGUUAGAGAAUAGCUUCCCUCUCGAAGGAAUGCUUGAAUCCCAGAUUGAGUGCCAGCACUGCAAGUAUAAAUACAAGCCGAAGCAGACAUCCUUCGUCAACUUGACUCUGCAGGUGCCCCAGAAGAGCUCGGCGACUCUAAGCUCUUGUUUCGAUGGACUGCUGAAGACAGAAUUCAUAGACGAUUUCCGCUGCGAGAGAUGCGAGCUCGUCUAUACCCUUGAGCAGAAAGUCAAGGCCAGAUCUCGCGCAUCGUCCCAAAAGACCCAGGAUUUGCUGGAUAACGAAAUAGCACUUCUCAAGGAUGCCAUUGAAAACGACCCUGAAAUGGUUCCUGAGGGCGUCGUCAUGCCUAGCUCGUCAGAAGUACCUCGCCGCAAGAUAGCAAAACACAUGCGAAUCACAGUGUUCCCCAAGGUGAUUGCUAUCCAUCUCUCCAGAUCAAUAUUUGACCAUGCUUUCUCUACCAAGAAUGCAGCCAAGGUCUCAUUCCCCGAGCGUCUGGCCCUGGGUGGGAUCCUCGAGAAGAAAUGGUACAAACUACUCGCCAUCGUCUGCCACAAGGGAAGCCAUAACAGCGGCCACUACGAGUCAUUCAGACGGAACCAUGUCUACGCUCCCUUUUCAACGCCAGAUGUUUUUCGUUCAUACGCUCAAAGCCGGUCACAGAGUCAGAAUCCAUCUACGUUCCCCAGCCCACGCAUGAAAUCCUCUUCGGCCUCAAAGCAAGCCACAGACGAUAUCACACCCUUAAUCAUAUCUCCCGUCUCCCCAUCCCCAUCUACCACCGCAUCCACAUCCUCCCUCCCAGCUGUAGGAGGCACCGCUACAGAUACCGCCACUACUACAUCUUCUAUACCCUCCCGGCCGGCAACUGGUCAAACCCAGACAUCUGCACCACAUCUAUCUCCCCAGCCACCUCGUUCACACUCACAGUCACAGUCUACAUCAGACACUCAGUCAGGUGCACCAGAUGGGGCACCCUCUACCUCCUCAUCUUCUAUCAGGCGACACAUAGACUCAGCUCUACCGGGGGACCUUCUCUCACCAAAGCGAAAUUCAAGCAACGCCAAAAGAAUCAAGGCGCCUACCCCUUCUCAGGACUCAUCACGGCCAUCAACAUCGUCCAGGUUUAGGUGGAAGAAGAAGCCAAAUGAACGUUGGUGGCGUAUCAGUGACGAGAGAAUCAGGGAGUGUAAGACCAGCGAUGUCUUGAGCAUGCAGAAGGAGGUUUAUCUAUUAUUUUAUGAGCUAGAGCGGCCUACUGAUGAGGCAUGA
Molecule: messenger RNA, 1998 nt
Organism: Nannizzia gypsea CBS 118893
Lineage: Eukaryota; Fungi; Ascomycota; Eurotiomycetes; Onygenales; Arthrodermataceae
Exons: 1
Coding region: 1-1998 (665 amino acids)
Biological process (GO): protein deubiquitination
Cellular component (GO): cytosol; nucleus
Molecular function (GO): cysteine-type deubiquitinase activity; cysteine-type endopeptidase activity
Source: RefSeq, a predicted model, not a curated record